This is a messenger RNA of Vigna unguiculata (cowpea), 779 nucleotides long. RefSeq names its product calcium-binding protein PBP1 pseudogene. NCBI's taxonomy places the organism in Eukaryota, Viridiplantae, Streptophyta, Magnoliopsida, Fabales, Fabaceae. The record is from RefSeq and is a predicted model, not a curated record.
UGUUCCGCAGCAGAAUCAAAGGUAUUGAGAUGAUAAUUCUCUGUUUCUUAACUAUCAUGGAACCACGCUUCACCAACUUUCUAACCUCUUUCCUUCAACCCACCUUCAAAUGCAUCUAUUUAAACACCCCAAAAGUCAUCAUCAUCACCUACAACACAUUCACAUUCACAUUGCUGGGGAUGGCUGGGAUUGGCAAGGGAAUGGAAUUCGAAGACUUGCUACCGGUGAUCGCCGGUAAACUUGGCGGUGAGGGUCUGAUCGAUGAACUGUGCAAGGGGUUUCAGGUGCUGAUGGACAAGGAGAAGGGGGUGAUCACCCUGGAGAGUUUGAGGAAGAACUCUGCUACGAUGGGUUUGCAGGAUUUUAAAGACGAUGAACUUGCGAGCAUGAUGAGAGAAGGAGAUCUUGACGGUGAUGGUGCACUCUCUCAGAUGGAGUUCUGCGUUUUGAUGUUCAGAUUGAGUCCACAGUUGAUGCAGGACUCUUGGUUUUGGCUCCAACAGGCUCUGCACCAUAACAAUAACGCUUCCCUUUGAACUCAUUUCCAGGUUCUUCCCAAAACGACUCCGUUUUCGCAGUUGAAAUCGGAUGGUAGAGAUACACACUCACUCCAUAAUGUAUUACUCGUAUUUCAUGUAAUGUUUGUUGAAUCAUAGAAUUUGCGGUGAUGUUUUUGUGUAUAUUUAACAAAUUAACUAUGAUUAUAGUUUAUUAUAUGUGUUGUUUGUUGAUAUUCGCUCCUGAAAUCACCGACAAACCCUAACAUACAUGAAUAACAC